AUGAGUGAAGCUCCAGAAGGCCAUCCGCCCUCCAGGCGCCGAAUCGCCUUGGUUGUGCUCUUCCACUCGACGUGCGCCAUCUUGAGUACAAUCCUUUCCAAAAAAGCGUUGAACGGCAUCGACGCUCCCGUGACAUUGCUGGCUUUCCAGACAACCGUACAAGUUGUGCUCCUCACAUCCAUCGGCUACUUUACAAAAUGGAUCACACUGUCAAGACCCGUUUCGGCUUGGAUUGCACUUCUCCCGCUCACUGCUGCCCGACUUGUCGGCAUUCUCGCAAAGACGUACUGCUUGGCUUCGGUUAACGCAUCGGUCUACCAGAUCGCUCGAGGACUUCUGCUCCCCUUCACCCUCAUGCUGUCGCUUCUUGUGCUCCGACCACGCCCCUACUACCCGCCGUUGUCCCUUGGAGGAUGCGCCAUGGUCAUGGCUGGUUUCGGCGCCGGAAUGGCAUCAGACUACAGCCAGAUGCUCACCAGCGGCAAGGGUGUAUUGCUCGGAGUUAUCUCUAGUUUUACCACAGCCGUCGAGUCCGUUGUCGUCAAGCGUUUUCUCGGCAAGAGCAGCGAAGGAAUGUGGCAGAUGGUCUGGAUGUCCAACGUCAUGGCCGUCGGGUUUUACAUGCCGCUGCUUGUCUUGUCUGGCGAACUGGGAACCACUGCAGCUCUUUUCAGCUCGACAGCCACGCCUGAAGUGUCUGCCACUGCUCACCAGUUCCUGGGCACAGCAGUGCUUACUGGCGUGGCCGGAUUCUUGCUCACGAUAGCAACAUUCAUGCAAAUCGAAGUUACCAGUCCAACCACUCACAUGAUUGUGACAGCCGCACGAGGCGUGGCCCAAAGCGCCAUCGCCGUUGUGACUCUUGGAGAGCCAAUCACUGCCAAUCGUGCAGGCAGCAUGGCUCUCAUUCUAAGCGGAAGUGCCCUAUACGGUUGGGCCAAAGACCGUUAUGCGCAUAGCAAAAAGGGAAGUUAUUUGCCCGUUGCUCAGGAGGCUCAGGAGUCUCAACUCGACACACUGAACAAAGAAGGCCGAUAG
This is a messenger RNA of Trichoderma aggressivum f. europaeum, 1038 nucleotides long. RefSeq lists its product as uncharacterized. Gene Ontology annotation, molecular function: antiporter activity; GDP-fucose transmembrane transporter activity. The transcript has 2 exons. Gene Ontology annotation, cellular component: Golgi apparatus. Lineage: Eukaryota; Fungi; Ascomycota; Sordariomycetes; Hypocreales; Hypocreaceae. Gene Ontology annotation, biological process: protein O-linked glycosylation via fucose; GDP-fucose import into Golgi lumen. The record is from RefSeq and is a predicted model, not a curated record. Bases 1 to 1038 code for a protein of 345 amino acids.